Molecule: messenger RNA, 3818 nt
Organism: Clupea harengus (Atlantic herring)
Lineage: Eukaryota; Metazoa; Chordata; Actinopteri; Clupeiformes; Clupeidae
Gene: syne2a
Product: spectrin repeat containing, nuclear envelope 2a
Exons: 24
Coding region: 132-3818 (1228 amino acids)
Cellular component (GO): membrane
Molecular function (GO): protein binding
Source: RefSeq, a predicted model, not a curated record
UGGACAGGCAGUGGACAGUGGACAGUGGACAGGACAUCUGUUGGAGUGGGAAUACAAGGGCUACCUAGUGGAGGGACAACUAGGGAGAUAAUUGAAGUAUUUUGUUCAGGGCAGGGUGGCACAUAAACAAUAUGGAGUUUCAAAAAGCCUCCCUCAGAACGGGGACCUCCCGCUACACGGAGACCGUGGAACAGGAACAGAUUCAAAAGAGGACCUUCACCAACUGGAUCAAUGCCCAGCUUUCCAAGAGGACACCUCCAUCCGUGGUCCUGGACCUGUUUACGGACCUGCAGGACGGGAUGCGACUCCUGGACCUCCUGGAAGUGAUGAGCGGCCAGAGCAUGAGACGAGAGAGGGGCCAUGGUGUGUUCCAACACAGGGGCAACAUCGAGACGGCUUUGAACUUCUUGAAGAGUAAAUCGGUCAAGCUGGUGAACAUCAACAUCCCUGAUCUCAUUGAGGGCAGACCAUCCAUUGUGCUCGGCCUCAUCUGGACCAUCAUCCUGCACUGCCAUAUUGAGGAGCUGGCCAGCACCCUGUCGUUCGGCUCCAGGCAGUCCUCCCUGGAGUCCCUGGCCAGCCUGGACUCCCUCCCCAGCUCCACCUGCAGCAGCCCAGUUCUGGGGGGCAGCCCAGUCCCCCGAGGCAGGAGCUCCCCCCUCCACGCCCGCUUCCGCCUCUCGGCCAAGAAGGCCCUGCUGCUGUGGGUCAGGGACCAGUGCCACAAGGUUGGCUGCUCCAUCAGUGUUAAAGACUUUAAGUCCAGCUGGAGAAGUGGCCUGGCCUUCCUGGCCAUCCUGUGCUCGCUGAGGCCUGACCUGGUGGACCUGCGCCUGGCCCAGAGCCGCAGCAGCCUGCAGAACCUGGAGGAGGCCUUCCGGCUGGCCGAGCAGGAGCUCCACAUCCCCCGACUCCUGGAGCCCGAGGACAUGGAUGUGAGUGACCCUGAUGAGAAGUCCAUCAUGACCUACGUAGCCCAGUUCCUCCAGUACUCCAACGACUCGCCCUCGCCUGACGACGACCUGCAGCUACCCGCUGCACCCUCUCCCACCUGUCUCUCCCCUGUCAACCUGCCUUCCUAUUUCACGCCGGCUGUCACGGCCUCCCCCCUGCACCAGGCUUCACCCAGUCAGAAGGCUCGAGAGAUGGCCUGCUGGCUGCAACGAGCCCAUCAGGAGCUAGAGGAGAUGUGGUCUUCUACUGCAGGGGCGGGAUAUGCAGAAAGGUACCAGGCUUUCCAGGCGUUCGUCUCCACCUUCUAUGAACAGAGGAGGCCGGUGAUCCCUGUGCUGAGUGCCAUUAAGCGAAGCCCCAGAGCCAGCAGGGAGCAGAUCGCCCUCAGACUAGCCUGGAGCACCCUGGAGCAGAAGCUGCAUCAGUAUAACACAGAGCUGGAUGUGUGUCUGCCUGCUCCACUGGACACACUGGGCCGGUGGUUGCAGCGAGUGGAGGCGGUGCUAGCUGAGGAGGGCGGGGCUGCAAAAGACCACUCCCAUGCUGCCAGGGAAGCCAGAGAGAAACAGGAACAGCUCAAGGUGCUUGUUCAGGAUAUGGGGCGUCACCUGAACACCCUGCAUGUCUUCUCCAACGCCAGCCCCAAUGAAGCCACAUGGGUGCCCCCGGAUAAGCUGGACGAGCUGAGGAGACGGUUCACCAACGCCAGAGUGACGGCUAAGUACUACGGCAUCAAGCUGGAGUACCGUGAGCAGCGACACACGGUCUACGAGCUGCUGGGCCAGCUCAACGCCAAGCUGAAGGCCUGGAAGGGCCCCUACAGCUCCCAGGACUCGGUGCGCUCCCUCCUGCAGGACUGGCACGAGACUGUGGACAAACAGUGCCUGGUGUCCAUGCUGAAGGCUGCCGUGCAUAAACUGAAGCAGACAGCCAGCACCUACACAAGCAAGGCUGCCCUUGCGGACGAUGCCCAGAUGGUGAGUCGGCAGGUGAAGGAGGUUGAGGCGGAGGUGUUCACGAGUGCGGAGCGUGUGAUGACGGUGCGAGGCACCAUGGGCCGUGUGCUGGCUGCCUGGGAGUCCUACAGAGACUGCCUCUUCUCCAUGCAGGUCUGGCUGGGCCAACAGACAGACUCUACAGAGGCCACAGACUCCACAGGGAAGGAGGACAGCCUGCGUGAGUGGAGUGGCCUCCACGCUCACCUGAACGAGGUGGGAAACUACCUGAUCGAGUCCACGGACGACUCCACCAGCUACGGCCUGGCAGACGAGCUGUGCAAGGUCAACAUGCAGUGGGCUGACUUGGUCAAACGCACUCGAUUUGCCAUGGCUCCGACUGGCCCCUCUGUCCCUGCCUGUGCCCAGGCUGCCCAGGCUCUGGUGGAGGAGGCAGGCUGGCUGGCCAGGGAGCCCGUGGAGGUGUCUUCUGGAGCUCUGCGCACCUACAGGAAGAGGCUGCAGGUGAUGCUGAAGAAGAUCACAGAGGUGGAUCUGGAGGUGUUGGCCCAAUCCCCAGACUGCUCCGCAGAGACUCUGGAGAAUCUGAAACAAACUCUUCCUAAGCUAUGUGAGUCUCUGGGCAAGGUUCAACAGGCGUGUGAGCUGGUGCAGCGGGCGGCGUCUCUGCUGGAGGGCCGGCUGGCGGAGCUGGGGCACUGGGGCACGGAGGUCUCGGAGGCCCUGGACACCCUCAGGGAGUGGGAGCGCAGGGGACACCCAGGCCUGCGCCCCAGAGUCAAAACGCAGAUCUCCCGUGGGCUGCAGCUGGAGGGCCAGGUGGUGACUGCGGAUCAGGAGCUGCAGGCUGCAGUGGCCUCGUCGCAGCAGAGCUCCAAACUGCCCUACCUCAGCAUCUCUGCCCUGCAGGACCGCGUCAAAGAGGCCGUUGCCCAGUCCAAGGAUGCAAUGAGGAUGCUCAGCCGCCUGGAAGUGAAAAGGGAGGGGGGAGCCACCAGGGGUCAACCCCCACCCAAGGUCAUCAUCCGGGCACAGAGCCAGCCGGAUCUCUCCCACUCUCCAAAAACCCAUCUUCUUCAGGCCCAGAGCCUGCCUCAGAUCUCUGCAGAGGAGGAUGAGGAGGGUGAGGAGGCUGCAUUGGGCAUGGUCCAGAUGAGUCCAAAUCAGGUCCAUAGCGAUGUUAAUCAGUCCAAGGUCCAUAUGGGUCCAAAUCAGGCCCGUGCGGACGAUCGCUCCAUGAUGUCAUCUCAGGGUGCAGUUGGUGACCUCCAACAUCCACCCAGCAGCCCCGCUAGUGUACCAAAGUCUCCCCAGACACCUCUGACCCCACAGCCUCACACUCUUCCACAAACCCCGAGCCCCCAGACUAGAGUCCGCACCCCACGGACCCGGCAGAGGCCGAAGGGCUCGGGUAGGGCAGAGGGUCCCCCCAAGCCCCCAGGCCAGAACGAGGUCUACCUGAAGGCCCGCUCACUCGCCCGGAGCAGGUUGGAGGGAGCCAAACAUCGCCUGCAGAAGCACAUCCAGGAGGCCAUCGCCGUCUUCAGCGACAGGACCCUCUCAGAGAAGCAAGCCAAGAAGAAACAGGACACACUGAAGACGCUAAAUCCUGCUUUCCUUGAAGAGUUCCUCGGGUCCGUUGAAGGCAUGGCUUCCUUCUGCUCCGAAGCCCAGCUCAGAGAGAUGGAGCUGCUCGCCCUGUCCGUGCGCGGCCAAUGGGAGACAUGUGUUGGUGUGGUUGACUCUGAGGGGCGACUGAGAGCCCUGAAGGGGCUGAGGGACACUCUGGGACCCCCUGAGCCUCUCGUUCGGGCCACCACCUGCGGAAAGGAGAAGGACGGCAGGCUGGAGGUGGUCCAGCCUCACAGCGACAGAAGCAGGGAAACAGCGCCCCCGUCUGACGGGUAA